Molecule: messenger RNA, 4638 nt
Organism: Cajanus cajan (pigeon pea)
Lineage: Eukaryota; Viridiplantae; Streptophyta; Magnoliopsida; Fabales; Fabaceae
Cellular component (GO): cytoplasm
Molecular function (GO): protein binding
Source: RefSeq, a predicted model, not a curated record
AUGUUAGAACUCAGAAGUCGAAAAAGAAAGAGUGAACGUUUUCAAUUUUCAUUUGCGGCAAGCAGCGGAAAUCAAAAGCAAAGGUGAAAGGAAGAAGAAGAAGAAGACAUUACUAGAGUGGUGUGGAUCGAAAUCGGAGCGAAGUGCGGAGGAUGCUAGCGAGUCCGAGAGCAACAGCAACAGCAGCAGCAACGUCCCAAGCGCAGGAGUCAUGGGAAUCGAUGCUCCCAGGGCCACCGAGCCGCAACAACUUCGGAUCCGCAGAUCUGAGCCCUUACGGCCUCAUGGCAUUCCCCGCCGGCAGCUGCAUCUCCAUCGUCGACACGCGCUCCAUGCAGCUUCUCUCCUCCUUCCCCAUCCCUCCGCCGCCCUCCUCCGCCGCGCCCUUCGUCACCGCCCUCCGCUGGUCCCCCCUCCCCCUCAGCCGCCACCUCCUCUCCUCCGAGCCCUCCUCCUCGCACCUCCUCCUCGCCGCCGGCGAUCGCCAAGGCCGCAUUGCGCUCCUCGAUUUCCGCCUCAAGUCCGCGCUCCUCUGGUUCGACACCGACUCCAAACAGGGCAUCCAGGACCUCUGUUGGGCCCAGGCCCGGCCCGAUUCCUACCUCCUCGCCGCAAUUAGCGGUCCCUCCACUCUCUCCCUCUUUAACGCCUCCACCGGACGCUGCCUCUGGAAGUACGACGCCUCUCCCGACUACUUCUCCUGCGUCCGCCGCGAUCCCUUCGAUUCGCGCCGCCUCUGCGCCAUCGCGCUCCGAGGCUUCUUCCUCUCCAUCCUCCUCCUCGGCGACACCGAGGACGCCGUCAUUGCCAAGGAGCACCACAUUCGGACCGAUUCCACUGAGUUGGCUAAGCUCGAGAAAGACGCCGCCGCCGCCGGAUCCUCCGCGACGCCCUCGCCUGUGGCCGCGGCCUUUCCUCUCUACCCCGUUAGGCUCGCGUUCUCCCACCAGUGGAGGCACAUUCUGUUCGUCACGUUCCCCCGGGAGUUGGUUGUGUUUGACCUGCAGUACGAGACGGUGGUUUUCUCCACCGCGUUGCCGCGCGGGUGCGGCAAGUUCCUCGACGUGUUGCCUGAUCCGAGUAACGAGUGGGUCUACUGUGCUCAUCUCGAUGGCAAGCUCAGCAUGUGGAAGAGGAAACCUGGGGAACAGGUACACAUUAUGUACUCAUUGGAAGAGUUAAUGCCAUCAGUUGGUACCUCUGUUCCUUCUCCUUCAAUACUCUCUGUCCUUUUAUGCCAAUCAGAUUCCACACUUCAGAACAUUGACAAGAAUUAUUCUGAUGUACCUAGUUCUCCUUACCUUCGCGAGGAUUUUGAUAAUCCUUUUGAUUUUUGUUAUGAGUCUAAUAUCAUUUCUAAGAUACAUUUGAUCUCCAUUUCUGAUGAUGGAAAAAUUUGGAGCUGGCUCUUGACUGCUGAAGGACAUGCAGACACCCAAAAGGAUGAUAAGAAGUUAGAUUUGGUCAGUGAUGACCAUUCAGUAUCACUUCCUGGGGCCAACUCUAACACCUUAGUGUCUUCUUCUGGUGGACGGGAUCUAAAUGUAGGCAGGCGACAGGAGCGUUUAAAUGAUAAUAGAAGCCACCUGCAAAGCUCAAUCUUUGACCAGGAAGAAAUUUCAAUGAAGAUUAGCUUAGUUGGACAGCUUCAGCUUCUUUCUUCCACAGUGACUAUGCUGGCAGUACCAACUCCUUCUCUAACAGCCACCCUGGCACGUGGAGGAAAUUAUCCAGCAGCAGCUGUUCCACUGGUUGCUUUGGGAACACAGAAUGGGACAAUAGAUGUUGUUGAUGUUUCAGCCAAUGCUGUUGCUUCAAGUUUAUCAGUACAUAAUGGUAUUGUUAGGGGACUACGAUGGCUAGGAAAUUCCAGACUGGUUUCAUUUUCUUAUACCCAGGCUAAUGAAAAAUCUGGAGGAUAUAUUAACAAACUAGUUGUUACCUGCCUUCGAAGUGGCCUUAACAAGAUGUUCCGAGUCAUGCAAAAGCCAGAACGUGCACCAAUAAGAGCUUUGAGAACAUCUUCGUCUGGGAGGUAUCUUCUAAUUUUGUUUCGUGAUGCACCUGUGGAAGUUUGGGCAAUGACUAAAAAUCCCAUCAUGCUUAGAUCAUUAGCUCUUCCAUUUACGGUAUUGGAAUGGACUCUCCCAACAGUUCCACGACCUUCUAAAGAUCAAACAUCUGGGGCAUCAGGUGAAGCAUCCAGACUAUCAAAAACCACCUCUUCAGAUUCAACGGAGGCUUCAAGCCCAGAGGGAUCUCAUGAUGACACAUCUGAAAGUUUUGCAUUUGCUUUGGUGAAUGGGGCACUUGGAGUUUUUGAAGUACAUGGUCGUAGAAUUCGAGAUUUCAGACCGAAAUGGCCUUCUUCUUCAUUUGUGUCAUCGGAUGGAUUGAUCACUGCAAUGGCCUACCGCUUGCCUCAUGUGGUCAUGGGAGACAGAAUAGGGAACAUAAGAUGGUGGGAUGUGAUGACUGGACAUUCUUCCUCAUUCAACACUCACAGAGAAGGAAUCCGGCGAAUCAAAUUCUCGCCUUUUGUACCAGGGGACCAGAGCCGAGGGCGUAUUGCUGUUCUGUUUCAUGAUAAUACUUUUUCUGUAUUUGAUUUGGACUCGCCAGACCCCUUAGCCAAUUCACUUUUGCAACCCCAAUUUCCAGGAACCCUUGUAUUGGAACUUGAUUGGUUGCCCUUGCGAACUGAUAAGAAUGAUCCACUGGUACUGUGCAUUGCUGGAGCAGAUAGUAGCUUUCGCCUUGUUGAAGCUAAUGUAAAUGAAAAACGAAAUGGUUCUGGAGUCCAUAUCAGAAAUACAAAGGAGAGAUUCCGGUCAAUGCCCAUAUGUUGUCCCAUACUAUUUCCUUCACCACAUGCCCUGGCGUUGCGCAUGAUUUUACAAUUGGGUGUUAAACCUUCUUGGUUUAAUACCUGUAGUACAACCAUAGAAAAGAGACCUCACUUAAUUCCAGGAGCUCCUAAAUCUACAGGGGAUCUUCGCACAUACAUGAUCAACAUACCACCAGUUGGUGACUCAGUGGUGCCAGAGAUGCUUUUGAAAGUAUUGGAACCAUAUAGAAAAGAAGGUUGCAUUCUUGACGAUGAGAGAGCGAAGUUGUAUGCUAGUAUUGUGGAUAAAGGUUGUGCUGCAAGGUUUGCUUUUGCAGCUACAAUAUUUGGUGAAUCCUCGGAAGCUCUGUUUUGGCUACAGCUACCUCAGGCACUUAAACAUUUGAUGAACAAGUUAUUGAAAAAGCCUCGAAAAGGGCCCCCAGUUGCAACUAUCUCUGCUGUUGAUGAGACAUCUCUACUAUCUAGGAUAUCAUCAAGGGGAAAACCGACAGAAGAAAAAGGGAAAGAUGUAUUGAGUCAAGGUCAACUAAGGUUGAUGGCUUUUGACCAAGAAGAGUUGUGGAAAAGUGCCAGUGAGCGUAUCUCUUGGCAUGCAAAUUUAGAAGGUGAAGAGGCUGUUCAGAAACGUAUACACGAGCUUGUGUCAGUUGGAAACCUAGAAGUUGCAGUUAGUUUAUUGCUUUCUACACCUCCAGAGAGCUCGUACUUCUAUGUCAAUGCUCUUCGUGCAGUUGCUCUCUCUUCUGCUGUUUCAAGGUCUCUUCAUGAACUUGCAGUGAAGGUUGUUGCAGCCAACAUGGUGAGGGCUGACAGAUCACUCUCUGGUACGCAUCUUCUAUGUGCAGUUGGAAGAUAUCAAGAAGCAUGUUCUCAGCUACAAGAUGCUGGGUGCUGGACAGAUGCUGCAACCUUAGCUGCUAGUCACUUAAAGGGAUCAGAUUAUGCAAGAGUGUUGCAAAGAUGGGCUGGACAUGUCUUGCACACUGAACAUAAUAUCUGGAGGGCUCUGAUUUUGUAUGUUGCCGCUGGUGCACUGCAAGAGGCUUUGGCUGCUCUUCGUGAGGCUCAGCUACCUGACACAGCUGCAAUGUUUAUAAUUGCAUGCCGGGAAAUCCAUGAAGACAUAGUUUCUAACCUAUGUAUUUCUGACCAUGAAUCAAGUUCAUCAGUUAAGGAUGAGCUACUAAACUUGCGUGCUUUAGAUCCAAAGAAUGAAGACGUCAUUGCAGUUGAAGAAUAUUUUGGGCAAUAUCAAAGAAAGUUGGUGCACCUAUGCAUGGAUUCGCAGCCAUUCUCUGACUAAGUGUAGGGAUUGAUGAAAUGAAUUCGAUUUUCAUAUUUACAUUCAUGGAAGAACUAUUGGAUUGAUUGAUUCUUGCCAUCACGUUGUAGGCUGAUUGCCGUUCUAGUAUACCCCCUGGUGCCUGCAUUCUUUAAUGUCAAAGGAUUGGAUUUUUUUAUUGCCCAUGUUGUAAAAAAGUGUAUAAUGGAAAACAUUGCAAAAGGGAUGACAUAGAGCGACGUGGAGUCUCGGAGAUAGGCAGAUGCUAGAGUCAGCCCCCUAUGAAACACAUUCUUAUUGAUUGCAGUUAAAAUGGUUUACGUGAACUUCUUAAAGUUGCAAUUACAUGGUAAUUGACCCCUUGUAGCUUAUAUAAAAAUUUUGUAGACAAAUUAUUAAAUUGUAUUUGUAUGCUAUUAAUAGAUAGGACACUGAAACGGUUGCAUCUAUACUUGCUUUCAACGUGAGAACACUGUUAAAUCAAAUGUGUUGAUUAAUUAUAGUA